CCGUUCUGAGUGCCUGACUGCCUCGCCCCGAAGGAUGGCCUCUGAUGGGCAUUAGAGGCACAGCGGCCCCGGGCUCCUGUCCCGUCCGUCUGUCUGUUUUCGUCUGUCUCUCUUGACAUCACCGCAGCUCCACCCCCUCCCGUCCCAGCCCCCAACGCCAGCUUCCUGUGGGCCCAGAGCCGGCAUGAACUCUCCCACCGAGUCGGUGGAGGUGAAGCCGGUGCUGCCGGGAGCCAUGCCCAGCUCCAUGGGGGGCGGGGGUGGAGGCAGCCCCAGCCCCGCGGAGCUGCGGGGUGCCCUGGCGGGCCCUGUGGACCCCUCACUGAGGGAGCAGCAGCUGCAGCAGGAGCUCCUGGCACUCAAGCAGCAGCAGCAGCUGCAGAAGCAGCUCCUGUUCGCCGAGUUCCAGAAACAGCACGACCACCUGACGCGGCAGCAUGAGGUCCAGCUGCAGAAGCACCUCAAGCAGCAGCAGGAGAUGCUGGCGGCCAAGAGGCAGCAGGAGCUGGAGCAGCAGCGGCAGCGGGAGCAGCAGCGGCAGGAAGAGCUGGAGAAGCAGCGGCUGGAGCAGCAGCUGCUCAUCCUGCGAAACAAGGAGAAGAGCAAAGAGAGUGCCAUCGCCAGCACUGAGGUGAAGCUGAGGCUCCAGGAAUUCCUCUUGUCGAAGUCAAAGGAGCCCACGCCAGGCGGCCUCAACCAUUCCCUCCCACAGCAUCCCAAAUGCUGGGGAGCCCACCAUGCUUCUUUGGACCAGAGUUCCCCUCCCCAGAGUGGCCCCCCUGGGACGCCUCCCUCCUACAAACUGCCUUUGCUUGGGCCCUAUGACAGCCGCGAUGACUUCCCCCUCCGCAAAACAGCCUCUGAACCCAACUUGAAAGUGCGUUCGAGGCUAAAGCAGAAGGUGGCUGAGCGGAGAAGCAGUCCCCUCCUGCGUCGCAAGGAUGGGACAGUCAUUAGCACCUUUAAGAAGAGAGCUGUUGAGAUCACUGGUGCUGGGCCUGGAGUGUCGUCCGUGUGUAACAGCGCACCAGGCUCCGGCCCCAGCUCUCCCAACAGCUCCCACAGCACCAUUGCUGAGAAUGGCUUUACUGGCUCAGUCCCCAACAUCCCCACUGAGAUGCUCCCCCAGCACCGGGCCCUCCCUCUGGACAGCUCCCCCAACCAGUUCAGCCUCUACACGUCUCCCUCUCUGCCCAACAUCUCCCUAGGGCUGCAGGCCACAGUCACUGUCACCAACUCGCACCUCACGGCCUCCCCGAAGCUGUCAACGCAGCAGGAGGCCGAGAGGCAGGCCCUCCAGUCCCUGCGGCAGGGUGGCGCGCUGACGGGCAAGUUCAUGAGCACAUCCUCCAUCCCCGGCUGCCUGCUGGGCGUGGCGCUGGAGGGUGACACCAGCCCCCACGGGCAUGCCUCCCUGCUGCAGCACGUGCUGCUGCUGGAGCAGGCUCGGCAGCAAAGCACCCUCAUCGCUGUGCCACUCCACGGGCAGUCCCCGCUGGUGACAGGUGAACGUGUGGCCACCAGCAUGCGGACAGUGGGCAAGCUCCCGCGGCACCGGCCCUUGAGCCGCACUCAGUCCUCCCCGCUACCCCAGAGCCCCCAGGCCCUGCAGCAGCUGGUCAUGCAGCAGCAGCACCAGCAGUUCCUGGAGAAACAGAAGCAACAGCAGCUGCAGCUGGGCAAGAUCCUCACCAAGACUGGGGAGCUGCCACGGCAGCCCACCACCCACCCCGAGGAGACAGAGGAGGAGCUGACUGAGCAGCAGGAGGCCUUGCUUGGGGAGGGGGCCCUGACCAUCCCCCGGGAAGGCUCCACGGAGAGUGAGAGUACGCAGGAAGACCUGGAGGAGGAGGAAGAGGAGGAGGAGGAGGAGGAGGAGGAAGAGGAGGAGGAGGACUGCAUCCAGGUCAAGGACGAGGAGGGCGAGAGCGGCACCGAGGAGGGGCCCGACUCGGAGAGGAGAGGGGCCGGUGUGUGGGAAGGCGGCUGGGGUGGGGCCGGGGUGGCCAUGGGGAGGUACUGGGGCCAGGGCUGACUGGGGAGAGCUUGGUGAGCUCUGCCGGGGAUGGCAGUGGCUAGGCUGCCGUGGCCCAGAGCGGUGCUGGCUGAUGGGUAUGUCUCCGGUCCAGGUGUGGUCUACGACACGUUCAUGCUGAAGCAUCAGUGCAUGUGCGGGAACACACACGUGCACCCUGAGCAUGCCGGCCGGAUCCAGAGCAUCUGGUCUCGGCUGCAGGAGACAGGCCUGCUUAGCAAGUGUGAGCGGAUCCGGGGUCGCAAAGCCACACUGGACGAGAUCCAGACGGUGCACUCCGAAUACCACACCCUGCUCUAUGGGACCAGCCCCCUCAACCGACAGAAGCUUGACAGCAAGAAGCUGCUUGGCCCCAUCAGCCAGAAGAUGUAUGCCAUGCUGCCUUGUGGGGGCAUUGGGGUGGACAGUGACACUGUGUGGAACGAGAUGCACUCCUCCAGUGCUGUGCGCAUGGCAGUGGGCUGCCUGGUAGAGCUGGCUUUCAAGGUGGCAGCAGGAGAGCUCAAGAAUGGAUUUGCCAUCAUCCGGCCCCCAGGACACCACGCAGAGGAGUCCACAGCCAUGGGAUUCUGCUUCUUCAACUCUGUAGCCAUCACAGCCAAACUCCUACAGCAGAAGCUGAACGUGGGCAAGGUUCUCAUCGUGGACUGGGACAUUCACCACGGCAAUGGCACCCAACAAGCCUUUUACAAUGACCCGUCUGUGCUCUACAUCUCCCUGCAUCGCUAUGACAACGGGAACUUCUUUCCAGGCUCUGGGGCUCCUGAAGAGGUUGGCGGAGGGCCAGGUGUGGGGUACAAUGUGAACGUGGCAUGGACGGGAGGUGUGGAUCCCCCCAUCGGAGAUGUGGAGUACCUAACAGCCUUCAGGACAGUGGUGAUGCCCAUUGCCCACGAGUUCUCACCUGACGUGGUCCUGGUCUCUGCCGGGUUUGAUGCUGUUGAGGGACACCUGUCUCCACUGGGUGGCUACUCUGUCACCGCCAGAUGUUUUGGCCACUUAACCAGGCAGCUGAUGACGCUGGCAGGGGGCCGGGUGGUGCUGGCCCUGGAGGGAGGCCACGACUUGACCGCCAUCUGUGAUGCCUCUGAGGCCUGUGUCUCAGCCCUGCUCAGCGUGGAGCUGCAGCCCUUGGACGAGGCAGUCUUGCAACAAAAGCCCAACAUCAACGCAGUGGCCACGCUAGAGAAAGUCAUCGAGAUCCAGAGCAAACACUGGAGCUGCGUACAGAGGUUCGCUGCUGGUCUAGGCCGUUCCCUGCGGGAGGCCCAGGCAGGGGAGACGGAGGAGGCUGAGACUGUGAGCGCCAUGGCCUUGCUGUCGGUGGGGGCCGAGCAGGCCCAGGCUGCUGCAGCCCGGGAGCACAGCCCCAGGCCGGCAGAGGAGCCCAUGGAACAGGAGCCUGCCCUGUGACACCCUGGCCCCCGUCCCUCUGGGCUUCAUCAUUGUGAUUUUGUUUAUUUUUUCUAUUAAAAACAAAAAGUCACACAU
Molecule: messenger RNA, 3526 nt
Organism: Puma concolor (puma)
Lineage: Eukaryota; Metazoa; Chordata; Mammalia; Carnivora; Felidae
Source: RefSeq, a predicted model, not a curated record